GUGGCUCGACAAACUAGUAGGGUUUGUAGGGUGGAUCAUCAAACUGUCGCCUCUCCCCUCCCUCUCUCCAGUUUCAGUUCAGUCAAAUCAUCACAGUGGCAUCACUGGCAGCUAGCGGUACAUACGUAUUUUGAUAAGAGAGAGAUUAUCGUCUGCUGUGGUCGCUUUGUAAGCUCCGGAGAGACGGGAACCUCUGGGAGAGUCGUCGCCUAACCUGAAUUAGCUAACGUACCGAACUGCGGCGUGUCCGAAAACACAGAAAUGGACGAAAAGGCAUUCACGAAAGAGCUGGAUCAGUGGAUCGAGCAGCUCAACGAAUGCAAGCAGCUGUCCGAGGGACAAGUAAAAACACUAUGUGAAAAGGCAAAGGAGAUCCUGACAAAGGAGUCAAAUGUUCAGGAGGUGAGAUGUCCGGUGACUGUGUGCGGUGAUGUGCACGGCCAGUUCCAUGACCUCAUGGAGCUGUUCAAGAUCGGAGGGAAGUCUCCAGACACAAAUUACUUGUUCAUGGGAGAUUAUGUGGACAGAGGGUACUACUCCGUAGAAACCGUCACUUUACUAGUAGCACUAAAAGUACGCUUCCGGGAGCGCAUCACAAUCCUCAGAGGGAACCACGAGAGCAGACAGAUCACACAGGUGUACGGCUUCUAUGAUGAGUGCCUAAGGAAAUAUGGUAACGCCAACGUUUGGAAGUACUUCACAGACCUGUUCGAUUACCUCCCACUCACUGCCUUGGUAGACUCUCAGAUUUUCUGCCUUCAUGGAGGCCUGUCACCAUCCAUAGAUACAUUGGAUCACAUUAGGGCAUUGGACCGUUUACAGGAAGUGCCACAUGAGGGUCCCAUGUGUGACCUGCUGUGGUCAGACCCUGAUGACCGUGGUGGCUGGGGCAUCUCUCCGCGAGGAGCUGGCUACACUUUUGGUCAGGACAUUUCUGAGACUUUCAACCACGCCAACCGCCUCACACUGGUGUCCCGUGCCCACCAGCUGGUUAUGGAGGGUUACAACUGGUGCCACGAGAGGAACGUAGUGACAAUAUUUAGCGCUCCCAACUACUGCUACCGCUGCGGCAACCAGGCAGCGAUCAUGGAACUAGACGACACCCUCAAAUACUCUUUCUUGCAGUUUGAUCCAGCACCUCGCAGAGGGGAGCCUCAUGUCACUCGCCGCACCCCAGACUACUUCUUGUAAACUCUGCCUUCCGUUGACCCUUGUACAGUCCAGUAUUGCCAUGAUAUGAUGUUCAACUGAUUACAACAUGAGCUGGGAUGGUGCGAGACUGAGGGUGGGGGCGGGGCACAGCAGUACACAUUGUAUAUCCACACACACAUACAAGAAAAACUAUUUAAGCAUUUAGCAAAAACAAUGUCUGUGUCUAAGGAUGGACCAAAAGGUGUGUGUGCCAUAGUCAUAACAGUAUACAUUGCUGAGGACUUGUAUUGCAAAUCUUGCAACUAUAUGAACACCCCCCCCCCCCCCCUUCCAAUAAAACAAAACCAAACAAAAAAAAA
Molecule: messenger RNA, 1511 nt
Organism: Archocentrus centrarchus (flier cichlid)
Lineage: Eukaryota; Metazoa; Chordata; Actinopteri; Cichliformes; Cichlidae
Gene: ppp2cab
Product: protein phosphatase 2 catalytic subunit alpha b
Exons: 7
Coding region: 262-1191 (309 amino acids)
Molecular function (GO): protein serine/threonine phosphatase activity
Source: RefSeq, a predicted model, not a curated record